This is a messenger RNA of Bombus pascuorum, 1928 nucleotides long. RefSeq lists its product as uncharacterized. The transcript is spliced from 6 exons. The coding region runs from base 663 to 1928 and encodes 421 amino acids. Gene Ontology annotation, cellular component: axon; neuronal cell body; dendrite. The record is from RefSeq and is a predicted model, not a curated record. Lineage: Eukaryota; Metazoa; Arthropoda; Insecta; Hymenoptera; Apidae. Gene Ontology annotation, biological process: sensory perception of taste.
UUCGUCGUGGCGGAAGCGAGGUGUUUUCUUAGUUGGUUUAUUCGUUCUUUCGUUCGUAAAUCGUUAAUUCGUCGCCAGAGGAACUUCGAUUCAACGACCGGUGCAGUUUCAUUCCGUUUCUCGUAAUUGGUCCUUUUCGAUAUUAAAUCUCUUUUGCAAACGAUCGCCGACACGCAGCGCGGCGAAUAAACUGGAAAAGCGUAUCGAACGCGGCCAACGAACAAAUUAUCGGCCACCGGACGAUAAAUCAGAGGGGAAAACGGUUUUGUAUACGCGAUACGAGUUCACCGGAUUGUUCGUACUCGCGCGUAUCGAAAUAACGUGCCUCCUCUUUUUUCCUUUUUUACCAUUUUCCGCUUUCGCUAAUAUUUCAAAUCGAUGGUGGACGCUUCGUACGGCGGAAACAGCGACUAGUCGCUGGCUAGACCAAACUCGAUUCGUUUCGAAAUCGUAAUCGACGAUACCCUUCGCGUAUCUCUCGCGAUAUUUCGUUCGUCGUUCUCGCAUCGUAAAAUCGCACGCUGCUCUAAAGUUUGUAAAAUAUGCGGCUAGGCUUCGACGCGCCUAUUUUUCCACAGAAUUUCCUUUGACGAAACGCGCGUGGAGAUACCCCGCAGCUGGAAAUUUCCGUGAGAAACAGCGACCGCGCGAUAACGAGGAAAAUGAAUUUUUCAAAGUUGUUGGAAAAAGAAUUGACGCGUUACCCGAGGAAAGAGGUUGCUCCAUUGUCGAAAACUCGAGUAAAGCCGUUCGACGUUGAAAGUACGCUGGCGGAAGUGACCGAAGCGAGAAAAUGUCAGGCGAGAAAGUAUCACGGCCCAGAUUCGCUAUUGUACUCGGCGAUUUACCCCAUAGUUUUCAUAAUGAAAGUGUUGGGUUUGGCGCCGUACGAUUUCACGGGCGACCAGCUAGUCCCGUCCAACUGCUAUCUCCUAUUUUCCUUCGUCUGCAUGGCUAUUUAUUCUUACACUAUACACAACGUGUGCGUAAGAUUCCUUGCCGUGCAGAGAGAGAAAGUGAUCCUUAACGUGUUCGAAACUGCCAAGAUAAUGAUGAACUACCUGAUCGCUAUGUACGAUCUCAUAUCGGUGAUAUUCACGAGGAAAGCGUUUUGCCGCAUUUGGAACGCGCAGCAGGACUUCGACGAGAGGCUCAGCCAACUGGGUUACCCGCACAAGGAAGUAAAAACUCGGAUAGCGGCGUGGGUUCUUUUGAUCAGUCAGAUCGCUGUUUGGACGGUGGUUAAUCAGAGUGGAAUGUUCGCCUUCAACGAGACUUGGCUGUUCAAUAUGAGUUACAUGUGUCUGUACGUCACCAACGCGACAUCCGUCUACAAGUUUUUCGGAAUGGCGAGCUUUCUCGGCCAACGCUUUCAUCGGCUGAACCAGAUCGCGAAGGAGAAUCUACCGUCGAGAGUCGGAUACAAAAGCACCAGCGUCAGCAAAAAGACCAUCCAGGAAUUGCACAACGAGUUGAUGCUAUCCGGCGAAUCCCUGGGCUCCCUUUACUCGUGGUCGUUGUUCUUCUGGCUAGGAAAUUUGAGCGUACACAUCAUCAGCAAUCUCUACUUUAUCAUCGAUUGGGUCAUCGUGACGAACGGCUACAACUUAUCUUGGCCUCUGAUAUUCAACAUGAGCUCCUGGCUUGUCGGAUAUAUGGGACAGCUUUUGGCCCUGCACAUCGUCUGCGAUUACACGGUAACCGAGGCUAAUUUCAUGGCUGUUACCCUGGUCGAAUGGGACGCGAGAAUAGUCGAGAGAUAUCCAUACAAGGAUACCGUUCGUACUACGCUGCACUUUCUCAAUAGACGGCUUCAUUUCUCCGCCGGCGGUCUCUUCGACGUCAAGUUGUCAUUGCUCUGCUCGAUCGUCGGAGUGAUGUCGACGUAUCUGAUAAUCCUUUUGGAGUUUCCCUCGACUUCAUCUUGA